Messenger RNA from Perca flavescens (yellow perch), 5797 nucleotides. It is a transcript of the gene cfap44, whose product is annotated as cilia and flagella associated protein 44. Gene Ontology annotation, molecular function: protein binding. The transcript is spliced from 35 exons. The coding region runs from base 325 to 5673 and encodes 1782 amino acids. Lineage: Eukaryota; Metazoa; Chordata; Actinopteri; Perciformes; Percidae. The record is from RefSeq and is a predicted model, not a curated record.
GUGCAAUAACCACGCUGUCUAAUCAGCAUCUUGAUAUGCCACACCUGUGAGGUGGAUGGAUUAUCUCAGCAAAGGAGAAGUGCUCACUAACGGAUUUAGACAGAUCUGUGAACAAUAUUUGAGAGAAAUAGGUCUUUUAUGUACACAGAAAACAGUCUUAGAUCUUUGAGUUGAGCUCAAGAAAAAUGGGGGCAAAAACAAGUUUUGCGUUUAUAAUUUUGUUCAGUAUAUGAAGCUAGGUGGAGAUUCUACCAAAAUCACAACACAGCAGCAAGUUUCAAAAAUAAAAAAAAUAACAGAGCAGCAGAUGUUUUAACAGCAGAAAUGUCGGAAGAAAACACUAUUUGUGUUGGUGAACAGACUGAGAGCAUACCGACAGCUUCACAGGAAAACACCGAAGGACAUGAUGGUGAACACUCUGAGAUACAGCAGCAGGCUGAGGAGGGAUCAAACAAGCAGCUCUCUGCAGACACCUACUACAAGUAUGAAGAUAUUCACUCCAGACCCUACAUCACACCCGACUCUGAAAUCCCAGAGAACCUCCUGUUCCUCUCUCACUCCUUUGGCUACGACAGUAGGCGCAGGGGGAACCUGCAGCUGCUGGAUGACACAACUCUGAUCUUUAUAGCAGGUAACCUGCUCGUCCUGCUGGACAUUUCCACCAAGGAGCAGAGAUACCUCCGCUCCUGCAGUGGAGGAGGAAUUGGCUCCAUCACGACACACCCUAGCAAGACGUACUUUGUUGUAGCAGAGAAGGGAAUCCAGCCCAACAUCAUAGUAUAUGAAUAUCCCUCGUUACAACCGUUCAGUGUCCUCAGAGGCGGUACGGAGCGGGCGUACAGCUUUGUGGAUUUUAACCGCGAUGGGAUCCUGCUGGCCAGCGUGGGGAGCGCCCCCGACUACAUGCUGACUCUGUGGAAUUGGAGGAAGGAGGAAGUGAUGCUGAGCUGCAAGGCCGUUUCUCAGGAGGUCUACAGAGUCAGCUUCUCCCCGUACAACCCUGGACAGCUCACAUCAUCAGGAUCUGGACACAUCAAGUUCUGGAAAAUGGCCAGCACAUUCACAGGCCUUAAAUUGCAAGGGCUGAUGGGACAUUUUGGGAAAACUGCAGCGACUGAUGUUGAGGGCUAUGUGGAACUUCCUGAUGGAAAGGUGGUGUCCGGCACAGACUGGGGCAACUUGCUGCUGUGGGACGGGAAUGCCAUCAAGGUGGAGAUUUGCCGUAAGGGGGGGCGAAACUGCCACGCUGGGAUGGUCCAGCCGUUUGCCCUGGAGGAUGGACAGCUGAUGACGAUUGGCGCUGAUGGUGCGGUCCGGGGCUGGGACUUUGAGAGCAUCGACAGCGCCGACAGUAACAGCGAUGGCAGCAGGUUUGAGCUGGAGCCCAUGAAUGAGAUGGUGGUCGGACACAACGUCUGCCUCUCGUCUCUGGUGAAGAGAUCGCUGCCCGAGUCCUGCAUCUGGUUUGCUCAGGAUUCCAACGGAGCCAUCUGGAAACUGGAUCUCUCAUUCACCUACACGACUCCUGACCCAGAGUGCCUGUUUACCUUCCAUGCCGGGCCGAUCCAGGCCAUGGACGCGUCCAGGAAAUCUCACCUGAUGGCCACGGCCGCUCUAGACCGUUCAGUCAGAGUUUUUGACUUCCUGGCAAAAAAAGAGCUGACCACCACUCGCUUCAAUCAGGGUGGAACUGCUCUCGGCUGGGCUCCACCUGUGGUGAACCAGAGUGGUAGUUUACUGGUGACGGGCUUCGAGGAUGGGGUGGUCCGGUUGCUGGAGCUGUACGACCCUCAGAGGCUGCACAUGGUCAGCGGGCGCAGCCCCAAAGGAGACGCCAUGCUACGCCUCAAUCAGGCCUUCAAACCCCAUAAUGCCCCUGUAACUGCUGUUGCGUAUGAGCGAAAUGGAGAGAUCUUAGCCACGGGGAGCUCCGACAGCACUGUGUUCUUCUUCACCAUCGGGGAAAAAUACAACCCCAUCGGCUUCGUCAGGGUUCCCGGGCCGGUGCAGGCGCUGGAGUGGUCACCUCAUUCCCACAGUGAAAACAGGCUGCUCAUCCUGUGUCAGAGCGGUCACGUCGUCGAAGUGCAGAGCCCUGAUCCAGAGGCCGAGAGGCCGUGCAAUACCUUCCAGCUGCCGGACCUGUCCAGCAGAUCUUUCAGGUUCAGGAGCAUCAAAUCACGAAUCAAGAGAGAGGCGGAAAUCGCAAGACGUCAAGCCGCAAAGGAGAAAAAGAAGAAAGAAAGAGAAGAGAGAUUGAAACAAUCAAAGAAUCCAGACAUAGAGCCAGAGGAAGAAGAAGAGGAGGAAGAGGAAGAGUUGCCCUCUAUCUACAUCCCCGAGUCUCCCAGUCCUCUCUACUGUGGCUUCUACUCACAGCCUGGCCAGUUCUGGCUCUCCAUGGGUGGCUAUGACUCAGGUUUCCUGUACCACUGUAAGUUCUCUGAGAAGCAGGACCAGGAUCCGGACCAGCGGCAGGAUGAGCCCUUUGACUUCCUGCCCGUCCACAGCACAGACAACGACCCCAUUCGCUCCGUCACCUUCAGCUCCAACAGGCAGCUGCUGCUCUGCGGCAUGCACUCCGGCUCCAUCAGGGUUUUCCCUCUGCAGCCCGCUGACCACAGCCUCACCUCCAUGCAGGCCUACUGGGCUCUCAGUGUCCACGACAACAAGUACGGACCCCUGCGGCACAUCCGCUGUAGCCAUGACGACCUUUUUGUGCUGACGGUGGGAGAUGACGGGAACAUCUUCUCCUUCAGCCUGCUUCCUCCAGAGGAGCUGCAGAAAGGCCUGCAGAGGUCGAGGGCCAGGGUUCCUUCACCCAGGGUGGGUCUUGAGAAUGAGGCGUUGGCCCAGGACAUUGAGGACCCAGCAGCCUACAGCAUUGAGACGGCUAAGCAGAAGCUGGAAAAGGACCGUGUGCGUCGAGAGGCCGAGCUGAAGAUUGUGGCGAAGCAGAAGAAGCUGGCUGAGCUCCAAAAGCAGUUUAAACAGCUGCUGACCGUCAACCAGAGUCUGCCGGAGCAAGUUCGCCUGAAACCUGUGGAGCUGCAGCUUGAUCAGCGUUUCAGGGAGCAGGCCGAGAGGGUGAAGGCCCAGCGGGUGAGGGAGGUCAGAAAGCAGAUGGCCUGGGAGGAGGAGCGCAGCAGCAUAGCACUCCGCAAACUACAGGACUGGUUCAAGGACUCUCUGGAGGCCAACGUGGUCACUGUGGUCGCUAUCCGCAGCGACCACAGAGUCUCCACCUACCGUCUGCCGGCUCUCGCCAGGCCUUCAACCGGUCUCAGACAUCACAGACCCGGCUUGCCUGACGAAGACGAAGCUGCUGCACCAGAACGCAGAAAAUCCAGAGCCGAGCCUGCAAAAGACAGCAGCGUAUUAGAAGAAGAGGAGGUGCUGCGCCCCCCGCCGGCUCGUCCAGCGGGGAUAAAGCUGGCGGAUAGGCAGGUCGAGAGGCUCCGAAAGGCUGCAGAGAAAGCUGAACAAGCUCGAGCCAAGAUAGAGAAGAGAAGGAAGGAAUGGGCCCAACUUUACGCAGAGAAGCCAGACGAGAACUGUGAGGAUCCGCAGGAUGUGCAGGCCAUCCGCGAAGCCAAAGAGAACAUUGGAGACUUAAAACUAAAGUCAGCCAAAGACUUCACGGUGCCGAAACACCUGAGGGUGAACGCUGAGAGGAAGAGAGCGCAGCUGAUAGGCCUGGAGGAAAAUAUGCGUGAGAAGCAGACUGAGAUGAAUAGACGGAUCGUAACCUUGCGGGACUCCAAGGUUCGCCUGGUGUCUCAGUUGUGCGCUCAGGCUCAGCAGGUCCAGAAGGUCCAGCAGCGCCUGGCGGCCAUCCAUCACCGCCCUCCACCCACCCUGCCCACCAUACUACCAGAGGAAACCCCAGAGAAGAGGCUGCAGUACAGCCACGCUACCCUGGAGCGAUAUCGGCAUCUGAGGGAACAAAGGCUCAAGAACAUGGAGCAAGAGGAGCAGGAGGGAGCCAUGAGUUUAUUGGAGCAGCUGGAGAAAGAGAUGGAAGGAGAGGACGGGAAAGAGGAAGAAGAAGAGGAGAGAGGAGAGGAAGGGACUCCAGGUCUGUCACCUUCAUAUUUAACCAGAGAAGAAAAAGAAAAGGAAGAAGCAAAGCUGAGCAAGCUGGAGAAGGAGCUCCGGAUGGAGGAGGAGAUCAGACUGCUGCGCGAGCAGGACUCUCUGCUGGAGCAGAUGGAGAGUUGGGUGUGUCAGUUUGACGCCGAGCUGCUGCUGCUGCGUCACCAGAAGCUGCGUCUGGACUGGCAGCUGAAGAUGGCCGACCUCCACCAGAUGACGCUCUACCAGGAGCUGCUGCUCCUCAAGGAGUUCGAGAGGAGGGAGGACAAGCUGCAGGAGAAUCUCAGCGCACGCAUCAAGGAGGAGAAAAGCAUCAUGUCUAAGCUGGAGGAGUAUAAUGAACAACUGGGACUGAGGCGGGGAGACAUCGCCAAGCUGCAGGAGAGAGAGAAGGCUCUGAUCGCCGCCUUCCACGCUUCGCUGGGCGAAGAAAACAAGUUUGAAGACUUUCUGACCAAAGUCUUCAAGAAGAAGGUCAAACGUGUUAAGAAGAAGGAGCAGAAGGAAGGUGGCGAAGAAGAGGAGAACAGCGACGAUGACUCUGAUGACGACGAUGAGUGGGAUGAUGAUGAUGACUAUGACAGCACAGAGGAGGGAGGAGCUGCUCUGGACAACAAUGUUUGCCCUCCAGGCUGUGAGCCAGAGUUGUUUGAGAACACAGUGCAGCUGCGUGAGCGUCGGCUGGACCUGGAGGAACUGCUAGCGGAGGAGAGGAAGAGUGCUGAAGCGCUGAAGAAAGAGUGUGACACCCUCGUCAAGAAGGAGAAGUUGGUGAAGAGCAGUCGGAAGGCAGCAGAGGACGACUUGGAGUUGGUGAACAGGGAGAAACAGCAGAAAAUGAAUGAGCUGGAUGUGGUGGUUCCUAUUAGACUGCAUCAGAUUGAGUUCAUCGCUAACGGCUCGGUGCCGUGUGACCUGAGCCCGGCGUUGGUGCUGGACAUGAAGGAGCUGAACAGGCUGCGGGAGCGCAUCAGGCAGCUGCAGGCGGAGAAGAGCCAUCAGAGAGAUCUGUACAUUCAGGCCCGCCAGCAGCACGUCAGGCUCAUCCACGACCGCAAGGACAUGGUCACCCAAAUCCAGGUGCUGGAGAAGGUGUGCAACGAGCAGAUGAGGAUGAAGUUCGGGAGGCCGGUGGAUCUGGAGGCUCUGCAGACGCUGUCAGGGAACAGGACCAUGGAGGAGCUCAAGCAGGAAAAACUUGUCCGCGAAGGUAGAAGAGGCGCGCCAGGCUCUGAUUUUCCGACCAGAAAAAAGGAACUGGAGCAGAAGCUCAACUCUAGGCAAAAGAAAAUGGGCAAACAGUUCCAGGAUUACAGGAGACGUGCGGACCAGGAGGAGAUCCGGAGGCUCCAGGGGCUGGUGAAAAUACAAGCACAGCAGGCUGAGGCCCUCAGGAGAGAGAUUGGCCUCCUGUCCCGUAAAGGAGUCCACGUGCUGCCCCCCAGCCAGGCCCCAAAGCCCCUGCUCGCCCCCAUGCCCACCCACACAUGUCACACCCACACUAGGAGACAAGGACCACGGCGUCCGUCCAAACCGCUUAAAGCACACAACUCAGCCAGCAAACAGGGAGCUAAUUAACAAACACAUACAGUCACUGUAAAGUGUGCUCACUAAUAGCACUUAGUCAUGAAUUAUUAGAUACAAAAAUACUUCAGUUUGGUGACUACUGUGUUCAUUCAUAAUUAAAAGUCUUAAAUGAUGA